This is a messenger RNA of Clonostachys rhizophaga, 2520 nucleotides long. The record is from the annotation of a GenBank genome assembly. Lineage: Eukaryota; Fungi; Ascomycota; Sordariomycetes; Hypocreales; Bionectriaceae.
AUGAGUGUCGAGACUUCUGCAAACAUUGGCAUCGCCCUGGAUUUUGGGUUUUCACAUUGUGCCAAACCGGGACCCAGACGGAAGCGAAAGAGGUCCCCGAGAGCGUGUUUGGUUUGUCGCAGCAGGAAAGUCCGAUGCGAUGUCCUCCAGAAGAGUCGCCCAUGCACCAAUUGUACUCUUGAUGGAAAGGUUUGCAUUGUUCCCAAUGGAAGACGAGGGAAGAUGACGUGGGGGGAUGAUGUAGACCAGCCUUCUCUACAACAUGUCGAAGAGGCGACCGAUCCUAAUAACGCCCGUGACCAUGUCGAGCGUGCUGUGGCCAGCGACCAAGAUUUAUCGAUGGGGCAACAAGAGUUCACUUUCGCCGACGAAAUCGAUGUUGAUAUAUCGAACGGGCUGGACGACAGCGGCCAAGCUCAUGACUCCGAUGGCUGGCCACAGGACACGCUUUGUUCGACUCAACCGGAUGAUAAACUGGUUGAAUCUUCAUUGAAAGUCUUCUCGAGUAACUUGAAAGGCUUCUUAGAAAAUCACACACAAUCUCGAACUGACGCUGUACCCGAGGAUGCAAUAACGUCGCCCGCGUCUGAUGCCAUGGCACUUUUUGCGGAAAGAGAAGUCAGCUAUACAAGGUACCCCUUCAUUAUUUUGAAUAACCUACGGAGCCUCGGACCAGAAGAUGUAGCGUACUUGGCGUCCCAAGACUGCCUCGUCAUUCCCACAGGAGAGACCCUGGAUCAUUUCUUGAAAAUGUACUUUCUGCAUGUGCACCCUCUCCUUCCAAUGAUCAACGAGGGUAAUUUCUGGAAGUUAUACUGUCAUGGACCAUGCGAAGAAACCGACAAGGUCCCGUUGGUACUAUUCCAGGCUAUUCUAUUUGCUGCCAGUAGCUUUGUAUCAGAAGAAGUUGUCAAACACCUGGGAUUUCCGCACACUCGAGCAGCAAGGGCAGCUUUCUACAAAAGAGCAAAGCUCCUGUACAACUUGGAAACCGAGUCUUCACUGGUUCCACUGGCACAAACAGCUCUUCUGUUGUCUUUUUGGGCCCCCGACCCAUUGGGCGGGCAAGGCGGCUUAUCGGAUUGUACUAAAAAUUCCACAGAGGCCUGGCUGGUUCUUGCGAUCCACGAUGCUAGAAACGCAGGUGCCCAUCUCCAAACAAAUAUGCAUUCUUCGGCUCCCGUGGAAAACUACAGCACAGAGCAAAAACGCCAAAAUACUCUGCGGAGAUUGUGGUGGUGUUGCCUGAUCCGCGACCGCAUCCUUGCCCUUAACUUGCGGCGUAAUAUCCAGAUCAAGCGGACGUACUAUGAUGCCGAUACUCUUUACCAAGACUUGAGUGAUGAGAUCCACCAGUCCCGGGUCUACAAUGCCGACACCAAACGCCGCACGAUCCGAGUCCUCGUACAACUUGCGCGACUGGCAACGACGCUCACGGAUGUGAUCCCACUCAUCUACCCAUCAGACGACGAGCCGAGGGACAAUUCCCCAACAGGCAAAGGAAGUUCAGCAAGGAAGUGCAAAGAGUUGCUUGAUGCCUGGUACAAGCCAGCUUUUUCAGAGCUUUCAAGUCUUGCCGGUGGUGCUGGCAACCUCGAUCCCGUGAUAUUAUACACAAAUUUCACAUAUAUUUAUUAUUACUCGGCCAAAAUCGCAGUUUGCCACCAUGAGGCUUUGCAGCUGGCGCUCUCUAACGCCUCAGCGAUGCUAGACUCAAUAGCUUUUGCUACCAUCUGCGAUAAUCAACAACAACUUCGGGAAGCCAUUUAUGGAGUCAGUGACUGUCUGGAACGUCUUAUUCAACUGGGCCUAGUUCGUUGGUUGCCAGUCGUAACGCUCGCCUGCCUCGCUCUCCCUCUAAUGUUGCAAAUUCUUGAUGUCAAGAUAUCGUCCCUGAACCCAAACUCGGUUGCAAUCAAGGCUUCGAAAACUCAAGCAACCGUAAAGCAGCGACGGCUUACAGUUCUAAUCGAGGCCGUGCGUGUAUACCACCCAAGAUACGCUACCGUUGACUAUAUCUGCAAAACAAUCCGACAUGUGACGAAUCUCGCGAAAUUAGACGUCAUAUCGAAUGUGGGUGCUGAUAUGGGAAUGGGCCAGCCCAUCAUCUCCGACUGGACGGACUUUUUGAUCCUAUCACCGGGCCAUUACUUGCAGCUGUCGAAUGCGCUAGAUUUCAGUCUGAAGAAGACUUGUUUGGCCCGAGCAGAUGAUAUUUCAUCUGACCUGAAACUACUACUCGGUACAGGCGCGAAGCUUCCCUCGCCUCAAGAGCACUCACUGACAUACCAACGACUUUCUCCGCCGAACGCAUUUGCCAUCCCUGGCCACUCCUGGGAUAUGGAGCCUGAUGAACGGUCAGGCUCAGUGAACCCUUCUUCCCAAUCGCACGUCAUUGAAGAAUCGAUCCUGGACGAGACAUUUCCCGUUCCAGAGUUACCGCCUUCUGCCGCUAUCGAACUUGGUCUCGAUUGGAUGGACUUUGGAGAGUUUCCAAUACUAGACCUGGGUCCAAUGUGA